UAAUAACCCCGACAAAAAACACAAUCUCAUGAGCAGCGGAUCCAUUUCUCUUCUUCAACGAACAAGCAUUCCACACUCCGUUGGACGCCGUUCACCGUUGUCAUCCCUCCGUGGUUGUUCUCGGUCCGGUGAAAUUGGAGAAGAAUCUGAGUAAAAUGAGCAAGUAUGGCUUGAACCUGAGGCCUGCACAGAAGAAGCAGCCAGUAAGAUCUUCCCUUGCUACUCCUUUUGGCUUUAGCAAUGAGGAUGAGAAUGAUGUUGAGAAAGAAAUUGCUCGACAGGCUAGCAAAAAUAAGGCUCUCAAGGAAGUAACAGAAAAAGAAAGCAUUGAAGAAGAUCCAACCAUAUUUGAUUAUGAUGGAGUUUAUGACAAAAUGAAAGAAAAGAUUGCACGUCCAUUGGUUCAAGACCGUGAAGAAAGAAAGCCAAAAUACAUUCAAAAUCUUAUACAAAAGGCAAAAGAGCGGGAGCAGUAUCUGUAUAUUGUUAUAGAGAAACUUGCUAAAGAGAGAAGCAAAGAUGAUCACCUCUAUGCUGACAAAGACAAAUUUGUUACGGAGGCUUAUAGGAAGAAACUUGCUGAACGGGAGAAACAGAUGGAAUUAGAACGCUUGCGUGAACUACAAGAGGAGAGAGAUGAUGUUACGAGGAAGAAGGACUUUUUGCUGGAUUUUUACUCAAACCUCGAUAAAAAUAUAGCAUAUGGUGCAAAAGAUGCCAAGGGGAGGAAGCGUGAGGAUCAGGUUGAGGCAAGAAGUCCAGAGACAAGCCAGGCAGGGACUGCAGACCCAUUAAAUCAACAUCAAAAUGAUGAUAGGUGUGAAAGAGCUCAACAAUCUGUGAGUAACUCAUCCUUUGGACAAAAGUAUGGUGGCGAGGAGGAAACUUCUAGUCCUUCUAACAGAAGUAAUGACCCCUUGGAUAUGAAGCCAAAUCACGAGGCUUCUCUUGAAGGAGGAGCUUCUGCGGAACAGUCAUCAUCAGCUGCUGAACCAAAGCCUGAUCAUCACAAAAGAACUCAAGAUGCUCUUGCUGCAGCAAAAGAACGCUUCCUGGCACGGAAAAAAGCAAAGGAACAGUGAAGUUCUUUGGGCUUGCACUUUGUUUCUGGCUCCUGCUGUCCUAUUCGUCUGGUGGCUAGUCUGACCCUCAUUUUUACUACAUAUCCAUGUGAUUUUGUGUUGCUACUAAUCAUCUGGGACAAGUAGUCGUGGAAUGAAUAGAAAGUAGUUUCUGUGUCUUGUAUCAAUUUCAAAAUCCUUCGUUAUAUCUAGUAGCCAGUUUUUUCUUCA
Molecule: messenger RNA, 1292 nt
Organism: Prosopis cineraria
Lineage: Eukaryota; Viridiplantae; Streptophyta; Magnoliopsida; Fabales; Fabaceae
Biological process (GO): regulation of alternative mRNA splicing, via spliceosome
Source: RefSeq, a predicted model, not a curated record